Hydra vulgaris (swiftwater hydra) is the source of this 1778-nucleotide messenger RNA. RefSeq lists its product as uncharacterized. The record is from RefSeq and is a predicted model, not a curated record. NCBI's taxonomy places the organism in Eukaryota, Metazoa, Cnidaria, Hydrozoa, Anthoathecata, Hydridae. Gene Ontology annotation, molecular function: CoA-ligase activity.
AAUGUACAGUUUUUCCAAACUAAGAAAACUUUAUGUGCAAAGUCUAUCAUGUCAGCUCAGCUCUUAUCGCACUAUUGAAAAUGUUUUAAAGUGCAAUGAAAGAGUAGUAGAACCACAAGAAAAAAACGAUCUUUAUGGUUUUUUAAAAAACCAGUUUAUAAAGCAUGCUGAAAAAACAGCUUUGGUUGAUGCUAUAACAGAGCAAAAGAUUAGUUACAAUGAAAUAUUGCGUAAUUCAGCAAGCUUGUCUAAUUUUUUAAAGUUUCGAAAAAUAAAUUCAACUGAGUGUGUUGCAACUCAUAUUCAAAACUGUAUUGAAUACAUAUACCUAAUAAUGGGAUGUUUAAAAUGCCGUGCCACAAUCACUUUAGCUAAUCCUGCAUACACUCAUUUUGAAAUUAAUAAACAACUUAAAGAUUCCAAUGCAAAAAUCUUGUUCACUAAUAAACGUCAGAUUGAGAUUGCGCGAAAAGCUGUUGAAAAUACAAACACAGAUUUAGUCAUUUGUGUUGAUGAUUUUACUGUUAAUGACUGUGGAGUAAUAAAUCUGAGUGAUAUACUACAAAAUUUCAAUAACAAUCAAACAAUUACUUCAACUUCUGAACCAUAUUCACCCACUUCAGAUUGUACGCUUCAAAAUUCAAAGGUUAAUGACAUUGCGUUUCUUUUAUACUCGAGUGGAACAACAGGAUUACCAAAAGGUACAAUGCUUACACAUUCAAACAUAACUGUACAUCUUUUACAAUUGCUAGAGGCUUUUGAGUGGAAUAUUCAAGAAAGAAUAUUAGCUUUACUGCCGUUUUUUCAUUGCUAUGGAUUAAUUGUUGUUUUGCUUAAAGGACUGUAUUAUGGAAGCACAUUGUUUGUAGUUCCAGGGUUCGAACCUCAUUUAUUUCUUAGCACUAUUGAAAAAUUUCAAAUUCAAAGAGCACCUAUUGUUCCACCAAUUGCUCUUUUUUUGAAAUCAAACCCAAUUGUUGAUGAUUAUAACAUAUCUUCAUUGCAAAAAGUGAUUGUUGGUGCUGCCCCUCUAGAUGAAGUAGUUGCUUCAAGCCUUAAUAAAAAGUUUCCAAACAUUGGUUGGCAACAAGGUUAUGGAUUAACAGAGUGUAGUCCUGUAGUGUGUUUGCAAGUUAAUAAAACAACUCAAAAGUCUGGCUCUUGUGGAAAUGUCCUUCCAAAUACAGAAGUUAAAAUAAUUGAUUUGGUAAGUGGUAAUAAUUGUGGACCUAAUGAAAAAGGUGAAGUUUGGGUAAGAGGUCCUCAAGUUAUGAAAGGAUAUUUAAAUAACCCCCAAGCAACUGAUGAGUGCCUAAUGAAAGAUGGUUGGCUUCGAACUGGUGACCUGGGUUAUUAUGAUCAUGAUAAUACCAUAUUUAUUGUUGAUCGUUUAAAAGAGUUGAUUAAAUUCAAAGGAUUUCAGGUUGCUCCAGCUGAGCUUGAGGACAUUCUUCUUGGGCAUCCGAAUGUUGAUGACAGUUGCGUUAUUGGAAUUCCAGAUAAAAUCUCUGGAGAACUUCCACGUGCCUACUUAGUGAUAAAUGACAGUUCACUUUCUGAAGAGGAUGUUCAUAAUUAUGUUAACGAACGCAUUGCAGACUAUAAAAGACUACGUGGUGGUAUUGUUUUUGUAAGCAAGUUACCAAAGUCCCCCACAGGAAAACUUCUAAGAAGAGUUGUUAAAGAAGAAUACCUUAACAGUUUACCUUCACAGCCUUAAUUUUUUGAAUUUUUAAAAUGUUUAAAAGUUCUUUCAAUAAUUAUUUGUAAUUAAUUAA